UGUAUGUGUGUGUGUGUGUCUGUGUGUGUGUGCGUCUGUGUGUGUGUGUGCAUCGAGCCUGGAAACACAGCAGCACCCAGAAGUGAACAAAGCGACCCGGAAGCGGUGGUGGGACUGGAGGCAGGCAGAGAGAGAACAUCAAGCUUUUAUAUUAAAGCUGCGCUCGCAACACAAUAUCUGCAGCCAGGACCCAAGGAUGGCAGAGCCUCGAUUUAACAACCCGUAUUUCUGGCCGCCACCUCCAUCCAUGCCGGGCCAGCUGGAUAACCUGGUGCUCAUUAACAAGAUCAAGGAGCAGCUGAUGGCCGAGAAGAUCCGACCCUUGCACCUGCCGCCUACCUCCACCCCUUCCCAGCAGCCCCUGCUGGUGUCCACCUCGAACCAAGACGGUAGCAACCAGCACGGAAUGUCAGUGCCAAAGCACCAGCAGCAGGAGCUGCAGGGCCACCACCCGCAGGCACAGGGCUCUGGACAGCCAGACAUCGCUCUGCAUGCUCGCCCCGCCUCCAGCUCUGGACCAGAUGGAACAAUGGACGACAAGUCAGCAGUGAAGGCUAAAGGAUUGUGGGAAGACUGGCACAUGAGACAGCUUGGCGAGCAAACUGGACGCAUCAACCAUCGCUCAGCGCUGGCUCCCUCAUCCCGACCUGACAGCCACAUCAUCUCCGAGGCCCUGACCCCCACGACUCCAACCUCCAGCAGCCACAACCGCCUCGGCGGUGCCCCCUCUGUGAACAUCAUCUCUGGGCUGGCCAGUGGUCCGGGCAUGGACCACAUGAAGGUUGGAGGCCUGGCAGGACUGUUGGGCCCCCCACCCAAGGCACCCCGGGGACGGAAGAAGAUUAAAGCUGAAAACCCAUCGGGUCCUCUGCUGGUGGUGCCCUACCCCAUUCUAGCUGACCAAGGCUGUGUCACAAUUGCACCCAAAGAGGGCAAAACCUACAGAUGCAAAGUGUGCCCACUCACCUUCCUAACCAAGUCCGAGAUGCAGAUUCACUCCAAGUCUCACACGGAGGCCAAACCACACAAGUGUCCCCACUGCACCAAGACGUUCGCCAACGCCUCCUACCUGUCGCAGCACCUGCGCAUCCACCUGGGGAUCAAACCCUAUCACUGCUCCUACUGCGAGAACUCCUUCCGUCAGCUGUCACACCUGCAGCAGCACACCAGAAUCCACACCGGUGAUAGGCCUUAUAAAUGUGCCCACCCCGGAUGUGAAAAGGCUUUUACCCAGCUGUCUAACCUCCAGUCUCACCAGAGGCAGCACAAUAAAGACAAGCCGUACAAAUGUCCUAACUGCUACCGUGCCUACUCAGACUCAGCUUCAUUGCAGAUCCACUUGUCAGCGCACGCCAUCAAAAACGCUAAGGCCUACUGCUGUAGCAUGUGUGGCCGGGCAUACACCUCAGAGACCUACCUUAUGAAGCACAUGUCUAAACACACGGUGGUGGAGCACCUAGUGAGCCACCAGUCGCCCCAGCGGACCGAGUCCCCAAACAUCCCCAUACGGAUCUCCCUCAUCUGAGCCCCCCCCCCCGGCCGCUCGGCAGCAGGUCGGAUUCGGAGUCUAUGUUCGGCUGGAGCUUGUGAGGCCCUGCACCCACGGCCAUCUACAUAAGGCUUACAUUAGCAUUAUGACAGCUGACAACCAUUCAGACCUAUACACUUUUUUUCACGUUACAACUAUGUUAAUGUUGUAAUCGGUCCAACUAAUCAUUUAAAUUCAGUUUCUCCCUCAUCAAUCUACACUCAGUCUCUGUGCCACAUUAUGACAAAGCCAAAGUGGAAGAUUUGAAUUGGAGUUACCUCAAGUAUUGCUCACACUCAUAAAUAUCAGUCCCCAAAAAAAUCUUUUCUUUUUUCUUCAAGAGCCAAAAAGAAUCAGGUAUCUGCCCCAAAACUGAAAAGGUUCUUCUUUAGAUCUUGCUCCACCCCUCCACACAAUUUCACGGAAAAUGUUUGAUUAGCUUUUUUGCAUAAUCGUGCAAACUAAAAAACAAAUAAAUAAACAAAUGAAGACAAAAACAUUAUCUCCUUGACAGGUAACUAGAGUACAUACCUCUGUCAGUCCCCGUAUGCAACCACAUUUAAAUUCACUACAUUUUUUAUUUGGAUCUGCACCAAACUGCAAACACUCAUAAAUAUCAAAAUGUGCCUGAUGUUUUUUCACCAAGAUCCAUGAGUAACUCAUGGACAAAAACAAUAAAUGUUGAAACUGCCUUAUUUUAGAUAAUAAAUUCCUAGAUCUGCCCCUUUGUGCAAAUCUAGGCUAAAAUUGAAUGGGUUCUUUAGUGAACCAUGUCCCGUCCUUCCACCAGGUUUUGUGGAAAUCUUUUGAGUAGUUUUUGUGUUCUGCUUAUAAUCAAACCAACACACAUGAGAACAUAACCUUGUUAGUGGAGCUAAUCAAUGGAAUUUACCACCGAUUGCAAAGACAUAUUUGAAAGAUAAGAAAGAGGAAGCACCUGAAUAAAAAUUCAAGUGCAAACAUUUCUCAAAUCCUGUUUUCUCUGUGAUGAUGGGGUGUUGAGUGCAGAUUGAUGAGGGGAUUGAUGACGAGUUUAAAACUAAACAAGCUCGAGGCUGCAACUUAAACUGUGAAAACAGUGAAGAGGUCUGAAUACGUCCUGAACGCACUGUGAGCGUUCAGCGCUAGAAUCAGCGAGCGGACGGCCUCAAUUCGUCCAGACACAGGCCGUCCGUCGUAAAUGAGCACAGCGUUAUUUUGUGAAUGUAAAAAUACAGCUAGAUGUUGUCCUGAGGAUCGAGUGGCAAAGAAUGUCUUGCGUCAGAUUUAAUAAGCACUUUCGUAAGCGUCAUGUAAACUGCCGGAUGCAUUGGCCAUCAGAAAUUUUUUUGUUAGUUUGUUUUUUUUCCUCUUCCAUAAAAUGGGUUUCUAAAAUCUGCCAGAUGAUAUUUGCCCUUAUAAAGAAUUGCAAAAGUAGAAAAAGAAAAUGUUUGCUGGGUGUAUUCUGGAGACAUCCAAAGAUAAUCUUAAAGCACUUUUAGGCCUCGUGGUUUUGGCUCAAAUUGUUUCAAUCUUGUUGGAUGGAAAAUGCCAAAGGGCAUUACUUGUGGCAGCUAAGAGUACCGACUGUGUAUAACUAACAGUCUUUCUGUUACCUUCUUUGCUUUUACUCCCAUUUCGUGCAAAUAUGCAUUUACAGGGUCGUCUAAAUUUGAAGAAAGGCAAUCGGUAGAUGACAAUUUCAACGUUUCAUGAUUGUAUUAAGGUGUACUGUUGAUUUGGGGAGGGAAGAAAAAAAAAUAGAGCAACACGGAAGGGAAGAAAGAUGAAUGUUUUUUUUUAUAUUUCCAAUAUCUUUCACUCCAUAUUUGACAUAUUUCACUUUAACGGCACCUUUUGUGAUCAUAACACAUGAUCAGACAAACACUGCUUUUACAUUACGUUCUCCCUCACGUCCUAAGAACUCGUGCCAUAUACAGUUAUCCUUGUUUUCAAGAGACAGCAGCUCUCUUCAUAGUGUUUGUUUGCUUUCUCUGUUCAGUUAAGCUUUUAUUUACUUAGUAUUAGAAGUAUUUUGUCGCAGAGGUUGAAAACAUUGCACAUGCAUCGAUGCCAGCUCUACUUUUGAAUACACAUCAAAUUUUAAUCAAGUGGUCAACUUUUAAAUGUCGCCGCUGGACCAAAAUGUGAAGUUAAUGAACUCUGACUCUCCCCGUUAAGAUUUUUUCUUCAAGUCUUUAAUAAGCUUUACCCAUUUUAAAAUAAACUGCAGUAUAAGUCAUAUUCCAUAGGCCUAUAUUUUGAGUUUAUGUGGAGUUGAUGCUUCUCCUUUUGAUUAUUUUUGUUCUCCUUAGUAUUCUUUUUAUUGUACACAGUAUUGUUUGUUGUAUUUUUACUGUAACUUUAAACUCUGGAUGGUACUAAUAGGGUACCCUGUGUUCUUCAGGGCACUUCAGAAAAAAAAGGUGCUACAGCUAGAUGUUAUGUUUGAGAUGGAACUGAGAAUAAUGUAAAAUACAUAUACAGUAUAUAGUAUGUUUUCAAAAGAAUUAAAAAAAACCUAUUACUCAAGCCACUGGCCUGAAAAACAAGACAUUUACGCCAACAACAGACCCUGCCUCUUCAACUUUACUCUCUUUUGAGAUAGUGGGAAAAUGUACAUGUUGCUGUACUGUAAAACAUGUAACUCAUUUAUAGUACCUAUUUUUAAGUUUUCAUCAACACUCUCUGUUUGGGUUUUUGUAAGAGCUUAUGUAUGGACUUACUGUAAUUAUUUUAGUCUACCCGUAUGUUAUUAAUAUUCAUGUUUUAUAUCAGUUAUUUCCAUGUAAGCCUUAACUGUUCUAUCAUCCCAUUUCCAUUACUCUGUAUGUGUUCUGCAGUAUUCAAUCGUGUAAACAUUUUUUAUUUUCUUUCCUUCCGCAUGGAGUUCCUGAGCUGUAAACUGUAUGAUAACUGUUUAACCCAUGUUCUCGAUGAAAAGAUAUUGCGUAGAUUUAUUACACUUUUUCCUGUCUUGCAUUGUGGUUUCAUAUACAGUUUCUAGAACGACUAAAUAUGCACAGCCAAGACUGAGAAGUUAAACUAAGGUUAUCAAUGUUUAAAAAAGGAAAAAAAAGCUUUGUAUCUUUACCUUGUUUAAUAAACAGACUGUUACAAA
Messenger RNA from Paralichthys olivaceus (Japanese flounder), 4628 nucleotides. RefSeq names its product zinc finger protein 362b (gene znf362b). Gene Ontology annotation, molecular function: DNA-binding transcription repressor activity, RNA polymerase II-specific; RNA polymerase II cis-regulatory region sequence-specific DNA binding. The record is from RefSeq and is a predicted model, not a curated record. Gene Ontology annotation, cellular component: nucleoplasm; nucleus. Gene Ontology annotation, biological process: regulation of transcription by RNA polymerase II. Lineage: Eukaryota; Metazoa; Chordata; Actinopteri; Pleuronectiformes; Paralichthyidae.